GGGUUCACGGUCUCAAUAACGUAGUCAUUAACCAUUACGCCUCACAGAUUCUAAGCAUUGCGAAUGGCGUCCCUCAGGGUAGCAUUUUCGGGCCACUGCUAUUUAAUGUAUAUAUAAAUGAUGUUCCUAACAUCAGCACUCAUGCGAAUUACAUUAUAUAUGCAGACGACACCAGCUUAUUUUUUUCUUCCAAUAAUAUGCAGAACUUACCAGAAAUCGCAAAUGACGCGCUGUCAUCACUUGCCAUGUGGUCAUCAGUUAACUCUUUGAAAAUAAACAAACAGAAAACGAAAGCAGUACUUUUCCUUCCUAAAAGAAAACAAGUAUUUCUACGGCCCUCCUUAUACCUAGGCGACACUGUGAUCGAGUACGUAGACACCUUUAAAUCAUUAGGGAUAACGUUCAGCAAUACAAUGUCAUGGGAUGCACAUGUUAAUAAUCUUUCUUCAACACUCUCUAGAAUCAUAGGAAUCACUUCGCGUAACAGAUAUAUUUUUCCAACCAAAACUAAGCUUACUUUGUACUAUGCAUUCUUUUAUUCCCACAUCAGCUAUUGCCUGCUAGUCUGGGGCAAUACAACGUUGUCAAACAUACUAAAACUACAAACCCUACAAAAGAAAAUACUCCGCGCAAUUGUAAAUGGGUCCUAUGAUUCGCCCACUAAGCAUAUCUUCCUACAAUAUAAGAUUGUACCCGUAAACAAAUUAUUCGACUACAGAUUUGCAUGCUUUUAUAAAACAAUAACAAGAACAAAUGAUUCCUUUUUUUCUAAAAUUGUUCCACUUACGUUUCGCCACUCAUCUUAUGACACCAGAGUACAAAGUAGUUACGCAUUACCAAAGUGUAGAACAAAUUAUGGUUUUUCUAUGUUGAGUUAUACUGUGCCAAAGUUCUUGAAUACCUCAUUUUAUGACUGCCCAAAUACCAUGUCUUUUUCUGCCAUUCGCAAGAGCACUAUUCGGCAAUCUGUGCCAUCGUAA
Messenger RNA from Rhipicephalus sanguineus (brown dog tick), 980 nucleotides. RefSeq lists its product as uncharacterized. The transcript has a single exon. Lineage: Eukaryota; Metazoa; Arthropoda; Arachnida; Ixodida; Ixodidae. The coding region runs from base 198 to 980 and encodes 260 amino acids. The record is from RefSeq and is a predicted model, not a curated record.